Messenger RNA from Phacochoerus africanus (Common warthog), 1466 nucleotides. It is a transcript of the gene CCL24, whose product is annotated as C-C motif chemokine ligand 24. The record is from RefSeq and is a predicted model, not a curated record. Gene Ontology annotation, molecular function: chemokine activity; CCR chemokine receptor binding. Gene Ontology annotation, biological process: neutrophil chemotaxis; G protein-coupled receptor signaling pathway; chemokine-mediated signaling pathway. Bases 170 to 529 code for a protein of 119 amino acids. NCBI's taxonomy places the organism in Eukaryota, Metazoa, Chordata, Mammalia, Artiodactyla, Suidae. The transcript is spliced from 4 exons. Gene Ontology annotation, cellular component: extracellular region.
GAAACGUUUCUACAUUUGCUGGUGCUACAGCUGUAACUUUGUCACCUCCAGCCUGAUCAAGGCCAGUGAGCAGCUGCAGUGCCCUGCAGGAAACAGGCUCCUUGCUCCAACCCCUCUCCUCCUGCAUCGAAGCUUUGAGCCCUGAGCUGCCUCUUCUGCUCUCCAGGCCAUGGCAGGCCCUGUGACUGUCGCAGCCAGCCUCCUGUUCCUGGGGCUGUGUGCCUACAGCUUUGCCCCUGCAGACUCCGUGACCAUGCCCUCCUCCUGCUGCAUAUACUUCAUUUCCAAGAAAAUUCCCGAGAGCCGAGUGGCAAGCUACCAGCUGUCCAACAGCAGCGUCUGCCCCCAGGCAGGGGUGAUCUUCACCACCAAGAAGGGCCAGAAGUUCUGUGGUGACCCCAAGCAGCUGUGGGUCCAGAAGUACAUGAAGAAAUUGGACGCCAAGCGGAAGAAAGCCUCCGCUGGGAUCAGGGCAAUGGGCACCAGAGCCCCUGUCCGGAGAGGCCCUGCCAACAGCACCUCCAUCUAAACACCGCCCAGCCCCCAGCCCUGACCGGCAGCUGGGGGCCCGGUGAGCCAGCAGUGACGGGCAAAGGGCUAAUGUUCCUAUUUCUUAGCAUUGUUCUCAGGGGAUGUGUCUAGUGUAUUAAAAAAAAAAAAAAAAAAAAACAAGGCAGGGACACUGCUCCUGGGGCAGAGUAAAAUCUCCAAGCACCUGGGGCCUCUUGCCUUCCUGGGCAGGGGGAGAAGCUCCUGGAGGGAGGGCCGUGUUGCCCUCUGCCUCCUCCUGGGCGGGCCCUUCUCUGACUUCUGGGUUCCACCAGAGCCCGAGUGCAUGAGGCCUAACCUGCAGACAGACUCUGCUGUGCCUUCGCCUGCAGCUGGCUUCCAGGGGCCCUCUGGUCUUGCUGCAGGCCCCCCACCCCACCCCCGCCCCGGGCUGCCUGUCUGUCUCUCUGUCUGGUGAUGCGUGACCUCCCAGGAUUGACAGCCCUGGGGAUACUCCUAGCCUGUCCCACUUGCCGCCUCCCGCGUGACUGAAAACUCAACAAAAGGGUGGGGCCCUUGGCUGCCUUCACCGCCAGGUCCUGGCCCUCCAGGCCCACCUCUCGUGGGAGACAAGCAAGCACAGGGACUCACUGGCUGUCGAAAUGAAACGGGCCUGGAGGACCAGGAGGAGGGGCCAGGCCGGGGAGCUGAAUUCCUUUGUGAAGCUGUGGGUUCGAGGAGGCAUUCUGCUUCAUGGCACGGCUCGCUGCCUGCUGCUUUGGGGACAAAGCCCCACUCAGGCUUUCAGGCUGGUCUUUCCCCUCAUUUGGCUGGGGGGAAGAUGGGGAGGGGGUGGAGGGGGGGGAGAGGAUCCCAGUUUUUUUCCCUAUGCAUGAGAUACAUGUGAUUUGUAUGUCAAGUACAGACACACUUGCUGUUCUCAAAUAACCCAAGUAAAGGGUGAUUUCUGCUUUGAA